AUGGAGAGCUGUUUAUUCUGCCGAAUUAUUAAAGGAGAGCUUGGGAGUGUUAUAUACGAAACCAGAAGACACGUGGUAAUUGCAGAUAUAAACCCUGUAAGCCUUGGUCAUUUGCUAGUUAUACCAAAGUACCACUCAGCACAGAUGGAGGGACUCCCUGAUGAGUAUUUAGAGGAGUGCCUGGUCUUAAUUAAAAAGAUAGUAUUACAACUGGGAAUACCUAAGUAUAACCUUCUACAAAAUAAUGGCCACAUUCAGUCUGUUCACCACGUGCACUACCAUAUUAUACCAUACUGUGAAAAGACCCAGGAAGGAUUACAAGUUGAGCUUAAGGUGUCCUCCACAGGAAAAGAAAGUCUUCCUACUAUAAUAGAGAGUUAUAAGAAAAAACUGCAAGUUCUGAAUAGUAAAUAG
Molecule: messenger RNA, 414 nt
Organism: Nematocida parisii ERTm1
Lineage: Eukaryota; Fungi; Microsporidia
Product: hit family protein 1
Exons: 1
Coding region: 1-414 (137 amino acids)
Biological process (GO): nucleotide metabolic process
Molecular function (GO): catalytic activity
Source: RefSeq, a predicted model, not a curated record